AUGGCCCACCAAGAGAACGCCGAGCGACGGGCUGCCUACAUCGCUGAGAAGGAGACCCGUCUAUACUACAGGCGAAUAUUUUUGGGUGCCUCGGAGAAGACUGAUGGCCAGAAAUACCUCGAGAUCCUGAAGGCAGAACAAGACAUCCUCUCGAGAGCUGAACAUUCUCUUGAAAACUACAGCCGCGAAGAACAAGAAGAUCGCCCUCAGCAUCCCUCUGUCGGCGAGGAUGACGUACUCAUCCACCCUCCGAGGACCACCAGAGCGAAUGAAAGAGAAUUACCAGCACUCGCAAGCGUAAGAAUCUCGAUCCCGCCGAUGGGGUCAGCGAAGCCGUACGAGACGCUGAAGAGGAAUUGGUCCAACUGGUGGAACGACGGUCAUCCCUCAUAUAUACUGUAUGCCUGCGAAACUUGUCGCCAGACCUCAGCUGUCCCCGAAGGGGCCGGCUGGGAUGUACUGCCGCACAACAUGUGCACUUUGACCACCAGUGUAUGGGCGCUGACAAAGGCUCUGGAAGAGACAGCGACUGAAGCGCCUACUGAGGCACUGGAAGAGGAAGAGGCGUAG
This is a messenger RNA of Anthostomella pinea, 570 nucleotides long. The record is from the annotation of a GenBank genome assembly. Lineage: Eukaryota; Fungi; Ascomycota; Sordariomycetes; Xylariales; Xylariaceae.